UGGUGCAGUGGAGUGGUGCAGAUGGCGCGCGAGUGCAAUGUAAAAAAGAAAACGGUGUUGAUCUUCUUAAUCCGUGAUAAAAUUAACCAAAACCAUGUAUUCCCCGAAAAUAGAAAGUAAACAAAGAAAUUUGUUCGUUUUGAUCAAGUCUUGAGGGAGACUUGGGCGUUUAGCGUUUCUUUUAUUGCAAAAGCGUGUGAAAUAUUCUAAACUGUUGGGGUAAGUGUUUGGUACAACAACAAACAAUUCAUGUGGACACCACAACUGGUGUAGAUUGCGAGACACAUGGAAGGUUUUGAUGCGAUUUACUAUGAGGAAGAAGAGGAAAACGUUGAGGAACCCGAAUCAGCUGAUGUCUCCCUAGUCCCUGAUCCCGUCGUGAUCAGGGGUGCAGGCAACAUGACUGUAUUUGGACUGAGUAACCGAUUUAGCACGGAGUUUCCCAGCGGGCUCGUCUCGCGCGUAGCCCCCGAGGAGUUCACCGAAACUGUAAUGCGCAUAAAUGCGAUUUUGAAAAAGACAUUGCCAGUUAACGUGAAAUGGCUCUUCUGCGGCUGCUUGUGCUGCUGCUGCACGCUAGGUUGUUCCCUAUGGCCUGUUAUUUGUCUUAGUAAGAGGACCCAGCAUUCCUUAAACAAACUCCUAGAGUGGGAAAAUAGUUACCUUUAUAAUAAGCUAGGGCUGCAUUGGCGCUUGACCAAACAGCAGUGCGACUCUUCAUCCAUGAUGGAAUACGUAAUUUUAAUAGAGUUUCUACCAAAAAUUCCUAUAUACAGACCAGACUAGCACAACUAAUGUAAAUAUGUAGCAUUGAACGAUGUAUGUAUAGACUUCACGGGAAUCUCUACCAUAACUCUGUAUAUAAGGCAAUAUAUGUGAUAGUAGACAUAUGGAUGCGUUGCUUUCUUAACCGGUAAUUACUAAAUUAUACAAUAGUACAAAUUUUAAUAAGAAAUAUUUUAGUAACGUGAGGUGCUGUGUACUCAUAUUUUCCUAAUCUACAUAUUAAAUUUGUUUGUAAGUCGGCUAGUUGUGUAUUUUCUGAUCAAUUGUAAUUGGAGUUAGUUGCUUAUGGAUUAUUUAUAACUAUUGGGUAGGGAUUGUUUUAAAGUUGAUUUUUCGUAUCUGUACUUUAAACAUAGUUUUGUGAGACGAUUAAAUGUUACUUUCAACGUUAUUUAGAGUUAAUUAUUAUACAAAAUGUAGUCUAAUAAAUUGUUAAUGAUCA
Messenger RNA from Tribolium castaneum (red flour beetle), 1228 nucleotides. RefSeq lists its product as uncharacterized. The record is from RefSeq and is a predicted model, not a curated record. The transcript has 3 exons. The coding region runs from base 286 to 786 and encodes 166 amino acids. Lineage: Eukaryota; Metazoa; Arthropoda; Insecta; Coleoptera; Tenebrionidae.